AUGAGCUCCUUCCUCGAGUACCCGGUGCUCGGCGGCGAGGCGGGGGGCUGCGCCGCCCGCGCCUACCCCGCCGACCACGGGAUUACAACUUUCCAGCCGUGCGCCGUGGGCGCGGGCGGCUGCGGCGGCGAGGAGCGCUUCGUCGUGGGCCGCGCCGUGCCCGUCAGCCCCCACCACCACCCCGCGGGCCCCCAGCCCGCCGUCUACCAGCCCCACGGCACCCUGGGGGUCUCCUACUCGCACGGCGGCUGCGGCCCGACGUACGGCGGCGCCCAGGGCUUCGGCGCGCCCUACAGCCCCUACCCGCUGGGGCAGGACGCGGAGCUCGGCGCCGCCUUCCCCCCCUGCGCGCCCGCGGUUUAUUCGGGGAGCCUCCCUGCCGCUGCAGCGCAGCACCCGCACCAGGGCUACGCGGGGGGCCCCGCGCCCUACGUGCACCCCCCGUACGGGCAGGAGCAGCAGAGCCUGCCGCUGGGCACCUACAACCACGGCCUGUCCCCGCUGCACGGCGGGCAGCAGGAGAGCGCGCGCCCCCCCUCCGCGGAGAGCUCGCCGCCCGCGCAGACCUUCGACUGGAUGAAAGUCAAGAGGAACCCACCCAAAACAGGCAAGGCUGGCGAGUACGGCUUCGUGGGGCAGCCCAACACGGUCAGGACGAAUUUCACCACCAAGCAGCUCACGGAACUGGAGAAGGAGUUUCACUUCAACAAGUACCUGACCAGGGCCAGGAGGGUGGAGAUCGCAGCCUCCYUGCAACUCAACGAGACACAGGUCAAGAUCUGGUUCCAGAACCGGAGGAUGAAGCAGAAGAAGAGGGAGAAAGAGGGGCUGCUGCCCAUCUCCCCCGCCACCCCCACGGGCUGCGAGGAGAAAGCGGAGGAGUCCUCGGAGAAGUCCUGCUCGUCGCCCUGCUCGGCCUCGCCGGCCUCCUCUACCUCGGACACUCUCGCUACCUCAAACUGA
This is a messenger RNA of Nothoprocta perdicaria, 963 nucleotides long. RefSeq names its product homeobox A1 (gene HOXA1). The transcript is spliced from 2 exons. Gene Ontology annotation, biological process: regulation of transcription by RNA polymerase II. Gene Ontology annotation, cellular component: nucleus. Gene Ontology annotation, molecular function: RNA polymerase II cis-regulatory region sequence-specific DNA binding; DNA-binding transcription factor activity, RNA polymerase II-specific. The coding region runs from base 1 to 963 and encodes 320 amino acids. Lineage: Eukaryota; Metazoa; Chordata; Aves; Tinamiformes; Tinamidae. The record is from RefSeq and is a predicted model, not a curated record.